This is a messenger RNA of Drosophila navojoa, 1528 nucleotides long. RefSeq names its product vitellogenin-3. Gene Ontology annotation, molecular function: serine hydrolase activity; lipase activity. Gene Ontology annotation, biological process: lipid catabolic process. The record is from RefSeq and is a predicted model, not a curated record. NCBI's taxonomy places the organism in Eukaryota, Metazoa, Arthropoda, Insecta, Diptera, Drosophilidae.
GAACUGUCGCUCAGCAUGGGAAGUCCGAACCUAAAUCUCUCAGCCUGCCUGCUGCAUCUGCUGCUGUUCGCCGCCUUGGGCCAGGGCAUUGAGUGGACGGUGCCCGAUGUUGUGGGCUCGCUGCGGAAUGUUGGCUCCUCCAUCAUCGAUACGAAGUCGUUGCCCACGCCGCAGGGCCUGCUCGAGGGUAGCAAGAAUCUGAUCGCCGGCUAUCCCUUUGAAUACGUCUCCUCCUCCAUCAACUUUCUAUGCUCUCAAGCGCUGAGCUCCAAUAAAAUCAAGUCCAAGUACACGCCGGACAUCAAGCAAAUGAAGUUCCAGCUGCGCACCGCCUGCAACAAGACGAGCUUUCCACUUCUCGAGGCCGACUCCAUAUGGCGCAGCCCCGACUUCGAUCCCAAGAAGGGCGUUGUCAUUCUGGCCACCGGCUGGACGACCAGCAUCAAUGACACGGACGAAACCAUCGAUAAAUUUGCCCAGGCCUACAACUGUCGCGGCGAUGUUAACUUUGUGGCUGUGGAUGUUGCCAAAUUCAUAGAUACCCUGUACACUUGGUCCGCUUUCAAUACAGACGAGAUUGGCGAGAACAUUGCUCGGGGCUUGGUCAAGCUGCUGGAUGUGGUCAAUGUGGACAAAAUCCAUCUGAUUGGCCACAGUCUGGGCGCGCACAUUGUGGGCUCGGCGGGACGCUAUCUGCAGCAGAUGACUGGCAAAACGUUGUCGCGCAUCACUGGACUGGAUCCGGCCAAGCCGUGCUUCAAUGAGGGCGAGGUUCUGUCGGGCCUGCAGCGCGGCGACGCGAAGUUCAUCGAUGUCAUCCAUAGUAAUCCGGGCGUGCUGGGCAAACGGGAUCCCAUGGGCGAUGUGGACUUCUAUCCGGGCGGUCUGGAUCCUCUGCCCGCCGGCUGCAUUUCGGUGACCUGUGCCCAUGCCCGUGCCUGGGAGUAUUACGAGGAGUCCAUUUAUCCGGGCAACGAGCGCAACUUCCUGGCCACACGCUGCAGCUCGCUGAGAAGGCUGCGCGAUGAUCUCUGCACCGGCGAACAGUAUCCCAUGGGCUACGCUGUGCCGCACAACAUCAAGGGCAACUACUUCCUGGAGGUCAACAGCAUCAAGCCCUAUGGCAAGCAGUCAUCGGGCACGCGUUCAGCCCGGCUCGCCAAGUGCGGCGUCUGUGACAAGUAAAGGCCGCACUUCGUGAUGAUAUCCAAACCUAUAUCGAUACCUGAUACCCGUUCCACUUGUGGUUGCCUCUGAAUGCGAGAAUUCUGAACAUUCGGAGCUGCAUUCGAAAGGAAACUUACCAACUAAUAUAGGCUUAAGAGAUCUUAUGAAAUCCCAUAGUAAUUCCGUGACUGCGAUAAGCCGAUAAUAUUGCAGUUUCGAAAAAAUUAUCCGCUAUAUCAUUUUUUUUUUUCAUAGUAUUUAAUUCCUUCUACAUAUAAGCUGUUUAUUUUCGUCAGAUAUUUGCUUGGCCUGAACUAUGGGCCCCCAAAUACAAUUUGCAUGUUAAGCGUUGACAAUUCAA